AUGGAAUAUGAAGAGGAUGAUGAUAUUUCCUUUGCAAGAUGGAUGAGCAGUUUCUGGGGCCACAGCUUGAUUGAUGAGAAUGAGAAAGAGAGUAGAGGCCACAAGAAACGUCAAACACGAUCCCUUAGUGAAAGGAGAGCCUCCCUUCCGGCCAGGCUUUCCUCUCUCCAUACAACACGACUUCAUGCCUCUGCCAAAGGUUCAUCUUCAGGUCAUCUCAAGGGCUCCAAGGAAUUUCAAGAAGACCAAGAUGUCAAAUACCACUGCCACAAGAAGGCAAGCAGAACACCUUCAGCAGACAGCUCAGGCCCAGAGACAAGGUCAAACUCCAUGCAGGAAUUUGCAGAGUCCUUUGAGAAGCAAUUGCAUUUCAAGAGCAAACGCUCAGUUUCUUUGCAACUUGAAGGCAUGAAGGAGAGAAGAGAGAGACUGCAUCUGAGAAAGAACAAGUCUCACAAGAGAAUGGGAGAGAAAUCAGAGCCAGGGAGAGUGCAGAAAGAUGAACACUCAGAAGCUAUACCCGCAAAACACAACGAACAGUUCCCUUCACAAGCAAGCACUGAGAAAGGAUAUUGA
Molecule: messenger RNA, 576 nt
Organism: Lagopus leucura (white-tailed ptarmigan)
Lineage: Eukaryota; Metazoa; Chordata; Aves; Galliformes; Phasianidae
Gene: LNP1
Product: leukemia NUP98 fusion partner 1
Exons: 3
Coding region: 1-576 (191 amino acids)
Source: RefSeq, a predicted model, not a curated record